AAUCACGAUACCGAUUGCCAAGUAGACAAACAGGAAGUCAGGCCGCUAGCUAAUGAUGGGAUAACUUGUUCUUGAAAGUCAUCUCCAAUUCAGACGAUUAUUUCGUUGACAGUAGUUUGUAAGUGAAACAUACAAGAUGACAUAUGUAAAUAAAGGUUGAUAUGGCGAUAAGGAAACAACCUCCAGACAGUUGGACAAGCCCAGUAGUCAUGAACCCCAGUUCUCUCUGUGAGGGCCAGAGCCCUGAGGGUGACCCUCCCAGACGAUUGGUUCCACCUUUCCACCAUGUCUCUGGGAACUCAGGGCUCUGAUGGGAGCCAGGAUGACCCAGAGGAACCUGAGGAGAGAGGCAGACUCAAGUCCAAGCUGGUGUCAGCAUGGAACAAUGUCAAAUAUGGCUGGUCGUUCAAGUCAAAGGCCCGCUUCAGCAAGACCUCUCCUCUGACCAUGCUUGGACAGUCUUAUCUGCUCAGUCAUGGAGUGGAGAGGGAGUGCUUUCGCCGGGCCUUUGCCACUCUGCUGUGGCUGACGUACAGGCGGGGCUUCCCACAGCUGAAUGGUUCCUCUCUGACCACAGACAGUGGGUGGGGCUGCAUGCUGCGCAGUGGACAGAUGCUCCUGGCACAGGGGCUGCUGCUACACCUGCUGCCGCCAGGCUGGACCUGGCUCUCUGCCAACCAUGUGUCCAAAGAUGACAUGGAGGUACAGGAGUCUCGCUCCUUGGGUCCAGAGGUGACUAAGAAGGGAAGGAGGAAGAGCAUAGUGUCCUUCCUGGAGAGCCGGACUGAAGUUACUCACAGACGGGUGGUGUCCUGGUUUGGGGACCAUCCCAUCGCCCCGUUCGGGCUGCAUCAGCUGGUGGAACAGGGCACAAGCUCAGGGAAGAAGGCAGGGGACUGGUACGGCCCCUCCAUCGUAGCGCACAUACUUCGUAAGGCUGUUGACGCAGCAUCAGCAGAGGUGUCCAAUCUGACUGUGUAUGUAGCACAGGACUGCACUGUGUACAUAGAUGAUGUGGUGAGGCUGUGUGAGAGACCUCUAUCUGAGGGCUCCACAGGACCCAGUGCAGCCUGGAAGUCUGUCAUCAUCCUGGUCCCUGUGCGCCUGGGAGGAGAAGUCCUCAACCCCACCUACAUCAAAUGUGUCAAAAAUCUCCUGAGGUUAGAAUGCUGCAUUGGAAUCAUUGGUGGCAAACCCAAGCACUCUCUGUUCUUCGUUGGGUACCAAGAUGAACAUCUGUUGUGCUUGGACCCCCACUACAGCCAGUCCACAGUGGAUAUUACACAGGAUAACUUCCCCUUAGAGUCGUUUCACUGUAAGUGUCCCAGGAAGAUCUCCUUCAGUCGCAUGGAUCCCAGCUGCACUAUAGGCUUCUAUGCCAAGAGCCAGAAGGAAUUUGAGUUACUGUGCUCAGCUGUUAGCACGGCUCUCUCAUCAUCAACAGAAAAGUACCCCAUCUUCACCAUUGCAGAGGGUCAGGGACAGGAUGGGGGGCAGGAGGAUGAGAGCGAUGCACCCCCAAACUCUAUCACCCACAUUCUGACCAAGGACAAGGCGAGGCUGAGAAGGACCAAUAACAGCAACAGCAUGGAUGAGUUUGUGUUAUUGUGAAUUAACGUAGCAGGUAUAAAAGUUCUAAGCUAGGUUGAAUUAGCUGUAUCCCUGAAAACCGGAACAUCUGGUUGUUGGCAACUCUGCUAAGGGUGCUGUGAACAGACUGACUGAAUGUGGCCAGCAGGGAACAUAAUUCACAUACCAACUCAUACACACGGUUACUGAACUGAGCUUUAUCAGUGGCAGCUACUGACGGGGCACAUGCUCCAGCAUUUGCAUUUAUCCCCAACCUCCACAGGCAAUAACCAGGCUGGGUGAGGUGUUGCUGAAUAGAACAGGCCAAUGACACUAUUCUUGUGUAUUUAUUUGUUUGGGCUAAUUAUUUGUUUUAAGGGGACGUGUUUAUGAAUGUAACAAUGUUUUUAAAUGAAGGUUUUUGUAUAAUUGUUUUUAAUUUAAGAUUUUGAUAUCAGUAUGGUUUUGAGGUUCUUACGUUAAAUAACCUGCCUUCAACUUGGUUGUUUAUUAUUCUACAUGAAGUCAUGUGUGACUCUAUGCCUGGCUGAAAGACACUAACUGACCCCAUUUCAUCAUUGUGUAGAUAGGCUGCUCAUCCCAUAGUCCUCUCCACUACAACCUUUUGUUGAACUACUUUGUCCAGCAUUAGACUCUGAGCUGCUGUUUGACGUCAUGUGACAGGAUGUCUGCUCUGUGAAUGGAUUAGGAAAUUGGAUUCCUUAGACCUUGUGAUGUGCACAUGGAACCGGUGAGGGAAUCAAUUUGUCUUAGAGAUGUUGGUUUUGUGGUUGAGUGGGGAGAGUAUAAAAUAAUAAUUUUAAAAUUGCUAUCAGUCAAUUAAGAGGCACAUUCUGGGCAAUAUGGAGUUGCAUUUGCCCUGUUGUUUUUGGAAUGAAUUUUUUUACAUGGGAAAUGAGUGGCACAAUGCAUUCAAUAAAAGCUCAGUAAAAAUAAAUAAUAUCACUAAACUUCAUCAGACUGAUUUUAGUUUAGGCCAUACACAUUUGAACUAUAUGUUUAAAGGAUACCCUACAGUGCUACUUCAUUGCUUGUUAUUUUGGGUUUUAGCUAGGGUUUCUGUAUAGCACUUUGUGACCUGCUGAUGUAAAAAGGGCUUUAUAAAUACAUUUGUUUGAUAACUGAAGAGUGGUUUCUCCACACCCGAAAAAUCCCAAAAUUUUACUGGAUUUCUACGAUUAUAGCUAAAAUAAUGUCCUUGAUCUAGUAAAAAGAUCAGCCAUAAUCCGACAGGAAGUGGCGUAACUAUGCCUCUUUUAGCUUCCCAAAGAGGCUAACAUCUCUUGAUUAGGUCGCUAGGAGUUGAAUUAAGGUCGUUAUAGUAUUUUAACAAGAAGGUCCACAUUUAAAAAAUAAAAAUACAUGUGGAAAGAGACCUAAACAAUGUUAGUAUUUUUGGUUUAUUGAAAAAGUACAUCAAAAGCAGAAAUACUGAGUGGUGUAGUAUCUAAAAGGGAAAGUGCUGCACAUUAGUCUGUAGGUAUGGACCUCAUGUCAUGGCCAUACUGCUGGAAAUACAGGUGAGAGUGGUACUGUAGCUCAGGCAGCACUAGUCGCACACAGAGCCCCUCUUCCUGCAGAGUCAGGUUCCCUCGUACCUUGUAUCCCAGGAUGGUGACUGUGUCGGUCUGCCAGGGCCUGACCAGGUCCUCCAGCUCACCAGGGGGGACUCCUUCUCUGGCCACACACUUCUGUCUGAGCCUCUGUGUGGAGGCCCUCAGUAGGGCCACCUCCCUUUUCAGUCUCCCCAGGCCAUACUGCUCAGCUUUCUCCCAGAACACCUGCAGAAAUAAGUUGUAGAGCAGCACGUCCAGACUGUUCCAGGCCGAGAGCCUGGCCUUGGUGUCGUCCUCCAGUGGGGUGAUGUCCGAUGGGGCGCGGACGUUCAGGUGCACAUAGGCCAGCUCCUCAGGCUCCAGCUGCAGCAGAGCCCCCAGGAGAACCAGAGACUCAUCAAAGUGCUCAGCGAUCAUCACCAGCUGGAAGGCCUCCUCCAGCUGAGUCAGCUCCAUGGGCCAGGAUGCGUUCCACUCUUGGCUGCUGAGGCCCAGGUCAAAGCUCAUAGGGUUCCUGGCUAGGCCAUUCCCAGGUUCUGUAGGGUCCCAGUAGGACUCUGGGGCCUCCAGGAAGACAGAGAGGGCGGACUUCCUGUUAGCUGUGUCGGCUGCCUUUUUGGCUAGAGUGAAGGCGGGUACAGUGGAAGUGUAGUAGCUGAAAAUGGACUCAAAGGUCUGUAGAGGAUCACGCAGCAGGGUGAUAUAGAUGGUGUUCCUUGGCAUCACCUGUUUCACCUGUCCCAGGUCCAGCCGCAUGUGGCUGCAGAGCAUGUCGAACUGAGAGGAACCCGGUGGCAGCUCAUCUACAAAGUCUGCUCGAAACCUGGAGCCAUAAGGAAGGUUAAGCACGUUAAAGCAGUGAAAGUUAUCUGCAGUUAAUAUCCACCAAAUGGAGGGGCUCCAAAUGUACCAGAGACCCGACAGUAAAUUUGAUCAUCUGAACAUUGCAAUAGGAUAUAUCUACUCAUCAGAUGAAUAGAGGUAACCGUAUCUUACAGGAGAUAGUAGUCGUGCCCAUACCUAUCUGGGUAGCUGAACUGGUAUGCGUAAUAGGGGAAGGCGAAAGUGAGGUUCUCCUUCUCCCCAAGGCGGAACAUCAGAUUCUGAACAGUGCUGCUUCCAGUCUUGUGUGUUUUGAGGAAAGCUACAGGUGGAGGGCUCCUCCUUGUCCUCAUAAAGGUGUACCCAUUGGGGUCACUUUGAUGCUGCAGAUUGGGUGUCUGAACCGCCUUCCUCCUGUUAGGGCCAGUGUGGGAUGGUACAGGGGUGUUUGGAAGAGCAUUGUCGGAAAGUGCUCCCCUCUCCUCCACCUUAUGGCCCUUGUGCCCAGCAUAGUGGCUUUCGAAAAAGGAAAGCGACAGAGGAUUUCAUCAGACGUCUAGGUAAACAAAGUCUCAACAGGACUUAUGCAGCUUAGCUGUAUGCCAUGACAGAAAACUCCUCGGUAAUCAAUUCUGUAUGUAAAUGCUUUUUUAAUCCGUAACGCAUUUACACAAGUAUAUGUAGAAUUUCUCUGGUACAUUCACAAUAACCACUGAGCUAAAUCUAUUUGUUUUACCACCACCUACAGCUACAGACAGUGCAUAAUGGUGUGGGGAGAAAGAGAGAGACAGACUGUUCCUUACCUUGGAUGCUGCAAUGACUGAGUAGCCAGGAGCAUGAGAAACAAGGUGACACACAAAGCCAGCAGGAGACCCAUCACACGGUGUCUCCAAAGUUGGGUGGACAACCAGCGGAGGGUCAUCUCCUUUCUGUGGCCCACCCGAAACACUUUCCUCUGGAACCUUCUUCCCUCCUAGCAUGGUAAAUAGACUCUGGGACUUUGAAGGUGAGACUGGGUUCCGGAGCUUAAAGAAACUGAGACCUGACCUCACCCUCUAAGCUGGCUCAGCAAGACGUCACGCAGCAAGCAACUCUCCAGCCAAGAAGUUGUGAUUGAGUUUUUGGCUAAUAUAAGAUUUGAGACUGUCUAUUCUCAAGCUUUGCUGCUGUAAACAGUCAUAAGAUGCAACUGCAAUAUGAUAAGGCUAUCACUGCAAUCACUGGUUUUGUAUAUUAGGGAUGCCAAAUACUAAAAGCUAAAUUGGAUGAGAGACAAUGACAUUAAGGAAAAUAAAUAAAUACAAUAAAUUAGAUACAAUGAAAAUAAAUAAGAACAGAAAAUUCCCCAACACAAAGAACAGUAAAACCACCUAAAGAGAUAGAAAUGUAUUAUGCAGAACAAACACUGCCAUCUGAACAUUGGCCAAAAUGUUGACCAAAAUGCUACAACAAACACUCAAACUGAACAGUUUUAUCUCAAUCUCUUCAUUCAAAAACUCAAUCAUGGACACUCUUACUGACAGUUGUAGCUGCUUUGUAUGAUGUAUUGUAGUCUCUGCCCUUUGCUG
Molecule: messenger RNA, 5536 nt
Organism: Oncorhynchus gorbuscha (pink salmon)
Lineage: Eukaryota; Metazoa; Chordata; Actinopteri; Salmoniformes; Salmonidae
Product: cysteine protease ATG4D-like
Exons: 11
Coding region: 286-1611 (441 amino acids)
Molecular function (GO): protein-phosphatidylethanolamide deconjugating activity
Source: RefSeq, a predicted model, not a curated record